Messenger RNA from Artibeus jamaicensis (Jamaican fruit-eating bat), 1984 nucleotides. It is a transcript of the gene BEST2, whose product is annotated as bestrophin 2. NCBI's taxonomy places the organism in Eukaryota, Metazoa, Chordata, Mammalia, Chiroptera, Phyllostomidae. The record is from RefSeq and is a predicted model, not a curated record. The coding region runs from base 112 to 1632 and encodes 506 amino acids. The transcript has 9 exons. Gene Ontology annotation, molecular function: chloride channel activity.
UCUACCACCGCCCGCUGCCCCCAGCCCCUCCCUCCAGGUCCCCUGUUCCUGGGUCACAGGUGGGGGUCGGGUCUGGCCUCACCUUCUCUGGUCCCACCAGCUGGUGCAGCGAUGACCGUCACCUACACAGCCCGUGUGGCCAACGCACGCUUUGGCGGCUUCUCACAGCUGCUACUGCUGUGGCGCGGCAGCAUCUACAAACUUCUGUGGCGGGAGCUGCUCUGUUUUCUCGGGCUCUACAUGGUGCUGAGCGCUGCCUAUCGCUUCGUGCUGACUGAGGAGCAGAAGCGCUACUUUGAGAAGCUUGUCGUCUACUGCGACCAGUAUGCCAGUCUCAUCCCCGUCUCCUUCGUGCUGGGCUUCUACGUGAACCUAGUGGUACACCGCUGGUGGAAUCAGUACCUCUGCAUGCCACUGCCCGAUGCCCUCAUGUGCGUGGUAUCAGGCACCGUGCACGGACGCGACGAGCGCGGCCGGCUCUACCGGCGCACGCUCAUGCGCUACGCAGGGCUCUCGGCAGUGCUCAUCCUGCGCUCCGUCAGCACCGCGGUCUUCAAGCGCUUCCCCACCAUAGACCACGUGGUGGAGGCUGGGUUUAUGACCCGCGACGAACGCAAAAAAUUUGAGAACCUGAACUCAUCCUACAACAAGUAUUGGGUGCCCUGCGUCUGGUUCUCUAACCUGGCGGCACAGGCCAGGCGUGAGGGCCGCAUCCGCGACAACAGCGCCCUCAAACUGCUGCUUGAGGAGCUGACUGUGUUCCGGGGCAAGUGUUCGAUGCUCUUUCACUACGACUGGAUAAGCGUACCCCUUGUCUACACUCAGGUGGUGACCAUCGCCGUGUACAGUUACUUCCUGGCCUGCCUCAUCGGACGCCAGUUCCUCGACCCUGCGCAGGGUUACAAAGACCACAACCUUGAUCUGUUUGUGCCAGUCUUCACUCUGCUGCAGUUCUUCUUCUAUGCAGGCUGGCUUAAGGUAGCAGAACAGCUCAUUAACCCCUUUGGAGAGGAUGACGACGAUUUUGAGACCAACUUUCUCAUCGACCGCAACUUCCAGGUGUCAAUGCUGGCGGUGGAUGAGAUGUACGACGACCUGGCCAUGCUGGAAAAGGACCUGUACUGGGACACUGCGGAGGCUCGAGCCCCCUACACCGCGGCCACAGCUUUUCAGAGACAGCAGCCCUCCUUCCAGGGCUCCACCUUUGAUAUCACGUUGGCCAAAGAGGACAUGCAAUUCCAGCGGCCAGAUGGUGUGGACGUUCCACUGGGUGAGGCGCCUAUGGACUUCUUGCAGCGCCUCCUGCCGGUAGGCCCGGGCAUGGCUGCAGGAGGCCUGCUGGGCCGGCGACUGUCUUUGCUGCGCCGCAAGAACAGCUGCGUGUCAGAGGCAUCCGUGGCUGCCAGCUGCACGAGCGCCCUGGAUGGCGCGGCCUCGGAGUGCGGCUGCGGGGACCUAAUACUGGACUCCAGCCUUCGAGAGCCAGACCUUGAGCCCUCCACUGGGCCUGAGCCGCCAGCCCUGGGGCCUGCUGCUGAGCCCUUCACCACAAUGCCCAUGCCAGUGCCUCGGGGGCUGGCUCCACCCUGGCUGCCCAGCCCCAUUGGUGAGGAGGAGGAGAGUCUCGCCUGAGACCCUGGGGCCAAGAUCCCCAAGAACAGGGAACCAAGACCCCACACCGCACCCAGGCAGAGGUAGGGGUCUGCGUAAGCCGCCUGUGGAUUUCGCCUGCUGGUUUUUGACCAGUUCCUGCUACCUGUGCUCCUGCUUUCACACCUGUCCAGCAUCUCCUGUGGGCCAGGCACUGAACUAAGGGCAGGUAAUUCUUUCAGCUGCUGAUCGGCUCAUCCUUCCCACCAGCUCUUCUUUCCACUCCCUACUACCUGAGAGGCCUCUUUCAGUGUGUCCUGCCUUUAUUGUUUUCCUAAAAUGGGAUAUGAAUGCCUACAUCUUUGAGUUGUGAGGAUAGUAAUGAAAUGAUAGC